AGUCGUUAACUGCCGCUCCGGCCAACUAGCCAUGGCCUUGUCAGGAGCGGCACGAAGCGACAUUCGGGUCCCUCUAGUUAGCGGCCACGGCAAGGCACCGAUUCCCACACUUGGGAGCACAUGCGGAGCUUGCUUGGAUUCGUGCCGUGCCUGCUGGGGCAUUGCCGUUGCUGUUCGGUUGAGCUCUGGUAUGUCGAAGGCGUCUGAGCGUUGCUGCAGAUCACUCACUCGCCAGCGAGCAGCGGUUCGUGGAGAAGAAGAGAGGAAGAAAUGAUCCACAAUGUCCAAACGAAAUGGUAAUCCUGCCCUGCUGCUCCCUGCCAAAUACUUAUUGACGGCGAUCCGCCAUGGGCAUGCCGGCCCAUGUUCUCAUCAGCGUCGGAUUCGCAUUUUUUUGUUGUUGUUUUUUUUGUUGUUCCUCCUGUCAUCUGGCCUCCAGCAUCCAGCCUCCUCGGCGCAAUUCCAUCAUCGGUACCUGCAUGCAGCCCAUCAAGGUAGGCUAACAACUUGGUCGCAGGUUCUAUAUACUGGCUUGAUAGUUGCAGCCAUCGAUGCUAUCAAGUAUGGGUUCGGUCUCAACAUUUGGGAUGUUCCCCUCGAGACCGAAGUCUCGAUGCAAAAGUGUAGCUUCACCUCUCCGGUCUUGUACCCGUCGUCCUCGGCUUUAUUACGCUGUCAAUCAUCAGGUUCCUCCUGCGUGUCCUCACAAAGGACCAUGUCUGGCGGAAAUCGCUGUACGGCCUCGCCGCGUGGGCUGUGUGCUCGGAGAGCGCAUUUACCGUCGCCCUAUUUCUCCAGUGCCGGCCCCUCAACUUCUACUGACAAGACGAUCGAGGGCAGGUGCUUCGACCAGCCCAAGUUCUCUACGCCGACGCUGCCCUGAACAUGGCAACCGACAUCUUCAUGCUGUCGCUGCCCUGGUUCAUCCUCCGCAGUCUGAAUCUCUCCAAGAGACCCAAGAUUGAGCUUCUGCUCGUGUGCUCUGUCGGAGUCUUCACUCUCGUUUCCAGCAUCGUCACCUUGCCGGUCCCAGCGAAGAGACAGUGAAUUGCAAACUGACUUUAGGGUCCUACCAAUAGUUCACAAUUAUAUUUAUAUUUAAUUCGUCUCUACUUCCAGCACUUCGAAUGUCGCCC
This is a messenger RNA of Lasiosphaeria miniovina, 1136 nucleotides long. RefSeq lists its product as uncharacterized. The record is from RefSeq and is a predicted model, not a curated record. The coding region runs from base 281 to 883 and encodes 200 amino acids. NCBI's taxonomy places the organism in Eukaryota, Fungi, Ascomycota, Sordariomycetes, Sordariales, Lasiosphaeriaceae. The transcript has 4 exons.